AGGAUCUGGGUGGUGUUACUGUUACACAUUCUCCCCCUGAUCUGUUCUUCAUUUCUUCUGCUCUUCUGUUCGUGUUCUUCAUUGCCCAAGCUCAUGGAAGGCCGUGCCGUGCUACUGUAGUCACAUUACACAUGCUACAAAUACCCCAGAGUGGCAUUACUGGCAGUGAGACAGCCUGGGACACUACGCUACUCUCCCCCAGGGAAUAGACUGUGAAGCCAUGAAUCAAGCAGGGGAGAUAGAGCGCUGUGACCUGCAGUGUCACACCAACAACACCGACCACCACACAGAGCUGAACGGUGUGGGUCGUCUGGUGGUGAGGAGGGGCCAGCCGUUCUCCCUCACCCUGCACCUGAGGCCAGGCAGCCAGCUCCCCAGCAGCUGCACCCUCACGGCUCACACCGGACCUCUGCCCAGAGAAGAAUCAGGCACCAAGGUCUCCUUUGGCCUGUCGGACUCCACCGUCAACACAGCCUGGAGUGCCUCCAUCACCAGCCCUGGUGAUGUAUGGGAGCCUGUCUCUCUGUCCAUCUGUUCCUCCCCUGAUGCCCCCAUCGGUCUCUACUCCCUCAGCCUGGACCUGGGUCACAGUGUUCCCCUGGGCCAGUUCAUCCUGCUCUUCAACCCCUGGUGUGCCCGAGAUGCCGUGUACAUGAGCAGUGAGGAGAAGAGGCAGGAGUACGUGUUGGCCCAGGAUGGACUGGUCUACAAGGGCUCUUCCACCAGGAUCAAAGCCUAUCCCUGGUUGUUUGGACAGUUUGAGACGGGCAUCCUGGACAUUUGUCUGAGGAUCCUGGAUGAGAAUCCCAAGUUUGUGUCGGAUGCAGACCAGGACUGUUCUGCCAGGAGGAACCCUGUCUAUGUGACCAGGGUGAUCAGUGCCAUGGUCAACAGUCUGGAUGACCGUGGGGUGCUGGUGGGCCAGUGGGGCGGAGACUACUCUGAUGGGGUGCGUCCAACUCGCUGGACAGGAAGUGGUACCAUCCUGAGACAGUGGGCUGAGGGAGGGAGUGUCCGCUAUGGACAGUGCUGGGUGUUUGCAUCGGUUGCCUGCACAGUCUCCCGGGCUCUGGGAAUCCCCUGCCGCGUAGUCACCAACUUUGGAUCAGCUCACGACAAGAACACCAAUCUGCUGAUUGAGUUCCUGUAUGACGAGGACGGAGAGGACAUCUCAGCUGAGUCCAUCUGGAACUUCCAUGUGUGGGUGGAUAACUGGAUGAAGCGUGCUGACCUGAGCCCAGAGUACAGUGGCUGGCAGGCCAGCGACCCCACACCCCAAGAGAAGAGUGAGGGAGUGUACUGCUGUGGUCCCGUCCCCCUGAGGGGCUUGAGAGAGGGGGAUCUGACCAUGAAGUACGACGCUCCGUUCGUGUUUGCGGAGGUGAACGCCGACGUGGUGGAGUACGUCCGCCUGACUGACGGGCGCAUGGCCAGGAUGGGCGGGUCUACGGCCACCGUGGGGCACCACAUCAGCACCAAGGCUGUGGGCAGCGACGACAGGCACGACAUCACCCACCAGUACAAGUACCCCGAAGGCUCGGAGGAGGAGAGGCGGGUCUUCCAGAAGGCCAAGCACCACAACAAGCUUCUGCAGAAGGGGGAGGAGCCUGGCCUGCACAUUAAGAUCAAGCUCCCCCCAAACAUGCUCGUGGGCGGAGAUUACGACGUGUCGGCGCGUGUCGUCAACAACCAAAUGGAGGACAAGACGUGUCGCUUCCUGUUCUCGGCGCGCAUCGUGUCCUACGACGGCAAGCUGGGCGCCAUCUGCGGUCACGCAUACGAGUCUAACCUGAAGGUCAUGAGUGGAGAGGAGAAGAGCGUUGUGCUGCGGCUGGAGUACUCGGUGUAUGGUGAGAACUUGACCUCCGACAAACAGAUCCUGCUGAAAGCCAUCGUCAUCGAUCAGGCUGGCAUGGACUUUCACAAGACCCAGAAGACUGUUGUCCUGGAUAACCCCGACAUAAACAUACACCUCCUGGGAGAACCCAGAGUGGGUCAACCUCUGAGUGCUGAAGUGUCUCUUCAGAACCCUCUCCCAGAAGGCCUGCAUAACUGCUGCUUCUCCCUGGAGGGAGCAGGGCUCACCGGAGGACACACCAUCACACACAUGGUUGGAACUCUGGGUCCUCAACAAGAAGCCAAGGUCAAAGUUGACUUCACUCCCACCAACGCUGGGCUACACAAGCUCCUGGUGGACUUCGACAGUGACAAACUGAGCAACGUUAAAGGGUUCCUGAACAUUGAUGUCAAGGAGUGACAUUCGAACGACAGAUUGAACAAACCAUAUCAAUCACAAGCAUUUGUAUUUUAUUUCUUAAUUCAGCUGAGCUGUCACAUUGCUCGACAUAAUAAGUAAUAAAGUCAGCCCACACACCGUUUGUUCCAAUGGUUCCAUUUUAUUUGUUGCCACUGAAUCACUUUUAUUACUGAAAAAACCUACUGCAGCAGUAGUCUGUAUGUGCAGAGAGAAACAGUAACCGGGUAAGAAAGAUCGAAAGCCUACUGUCGGUCUAGCCAAUAAGAUGACCUGUUGCUGCCGCCUCUCCACACCAUUGGCCAGCUCUGAUCUGACAGAUCAACUGGGCAGUGGUCCACACUGAGGAACUGGCUCUCUCAGAUUGUCUUCCAUUAUAAAAACCAUGACAGGAGUUGUCUAUGGGCACCUGAGGAUGAGACAGACUGACUGCAGUGAGAAGACGUGAGGUGGACUGAGUGUGUCCCUCCCCCAGGGCUGGGCCUGACAGCGCUUUGCUAGUUUGACCAUUUUGGAACAUGAUGCAGGUCUGCAGUCUGGCCCGACCCUCGUACCAGUUCGGUUCGUCAACCCCCCCCCCCCCCCCCCCCCGACACUCCACUGGUGUUUGUGGGUGUUUGUGGAUCUUGGAAGCGAAGCUGUGGUACAGCCAGGUCAACAACAGGCCUCGGGAGCCCUCCCACUGUCGCCUUCUAAACACGGUGGUGAGACGUGAUUGGCUAACGAGAAGGAUCCGGGACUGACCAUCCGCUGUAACGUCUGGGGAACAAUCCAGAAAAAGUCAUCUGACUGGCUGGAGGGUGAAGAUACGGUCCAAUGUGAUGAGCUGGGAUGAUGGUAGACGGUUGGUCAUAAUAUGGCUGAAACUGAACAUUUGAAUCCCCUUCCCCCUGUGAACUCACAGCAGUCACACAAUCAAAACACCCCCAACCUCUCAA
This is a messenger RNA of Hypomesus transpacificus, 3192 nucleotides long. RefSeq names its product transglutaminase 2, C polypeptide A (gene tgm2a). Gene Ontology annotation, biological process: peptide cross-linking. Gene Ontology annotation, molecular function: protein-glutamine gamma-glutamyltransferase activity. Bases 221 to 2257 code for a protein of 678 amino acids. Lineage: Eukaryota; Metazoa; Chordata; Actinopteri; Osmeriformes; Osmeridae. The transcript has 14 exons. The record is from RefSeq and is a predicted model, not a curated record.